AUGAGCAGUACCAGAAAUAUCAGUAGCAAUCAUUUAUGCCCACCACAUCUCGCUCUUCAACAGCAGCAGCAGCAGACGACGAAUAACAACAAUGGUAGUAGCAUGUCUUUAUCAUCUUCGACAUCAUCGCUUUUGUCAAUGUAUCCAUCUGUUGACGAUUUGCAACAAGGCUUUCAACCACCACCCGAUAGCAGCCAGGCUUAUUAUGGCUCGUCAUUAACGCCAUCAUCAAUAAGAGAUAGCGAAACAAAGACCAAAAGCGGUGUUGAAAGUAGCAACAGCAGUAGUAGUCAGCAGCCACAUGGCGAAUUUAAAGCGACGUUUUACAACCCGUUUGAAACCAAGCAUCGAAGACGCACUUCACCCACUCAAUUUCGAAUUCUCGAAGCAGCAUUUGAGGAUAAUCCAAAACCGAGUGCUGCCAAGCGACAAAGUUUGGCUGAAGAGUUGUCAAUGACAGCUCGAGGUGUACAAAUUUGGUUCCAGAACAGACGUGCCAAGGCCAAACAACAGCAGCAAAGUGAUGCUGUUGAAGAAUCAUUGUCAACAAGUCGUAAGCGACAACAUGGUUCGGAAGAGGAUGAAAAGAGGCAAUCACACGAGAGUAACAACAAGCGACGUGUGGCGGUGGUGCAAAAGCGGUCGGCUGGUAAGCCGUUGUACACUGAGUGGGAUAGCCAAGAGCCCCUUCACCAACAACAGCAUCACAGCGUGACCAAUGAGGGGCAAGUGCAUGUGACCUCAUCAUCUCCCACAUCUUCGCACGCUUACAGUAGUAGCAGCAACAGCAACGUUGGCGAUGAUGGUAUUACCGGAAUGCACCCGACAGCAGCAUCAGCCAUGGCUCAUACUCGUUUGCAGCAGCAGCAUUCACAAACAUCAGUACCACCCAUGUGCUUUGCCACUGAUACAACAUCGUCAUCGUCUUCAAGUCCUAUUGACCCUGCAUUUGAGUUGCCUAUGACACCUUCCAUGUCACCAGCUACUUCUUCAAUGUAUGACUCUUACCCAACAUUGCACGUUCGACAUGCAGCUACUGCAUCAUCCAUGGUUGAUCAGCAGAUUUACGCCACCACCACUUCACCUUGCAAACCUGCAUGGACAUCGCAUCAUGGCUUUGAUGAAGAGGCUUUUCCAAUAGAGUCAUCAUUUGCUUAUCAUCAUCACCCGCAUCAGAGCACCGUGUCGGAUUGGUCCCCGAUGUCCCGAUCCGUUAGCACACCCCUUUUGUGGCAAGGUAGCAAUUCUGGUGAUAUGCAACACAACCACCACCACCAUCAUCACCACCACAGCUCAUCCUCGUAUUUACCGGUUUGGGCAUCAUCAACAGAUGAGGUGGUGUCAACUACUCCCACUACUACUACUCCCACUACACCUACUCUUGUUGUAACGCCGUCAUCCUGUGUGCAACCACCACUAUCCAUUGGAGUAGCAACAUCUGAUGCUACAGCUGCUGACGAGAAUAAAAAUGCUUUUGAUGAUCUCGCUCGUUUCAUUACUGCUGCUGUGGUGGACUAUUCUGGCACUAACAUCUCUGCACCCUCCUCCACACCUUUUGAUAUUCGCUGCUGGCCGGAGCUGGUGUCGAUGUAA
Messenger RNA from Lichtheimia ornata, 1593 nucleotides. RefSeq lists its product as uncharacterized. The coding region runs from base 1 to 1593 and encodes 530 amino acids. Gene Ontology annotation, molecular function: DNA-binding transcription factor activity, RNA polymerase II-specific; RNA polymerase II cis-regulatory region sequence-specific DNA binding. The record is from RefSeq and is a predicted model, not a curated record. NCBI's taxonomy places the organism in Eukaryota, Fungi, Mucoromycota, Mucoromycetes, Mucorales, Lichtheimiaceae. Gene Ontology annotation, biological process: cell differentiation; regulation of transcription by RNA polymerase II. The transcript is spliced from 2 exons.